Molecule: messenger RNA, 588 nt
Organism: Lithohypha guttulata
Lineage: Eukaryota; Fungi; Ascomycota; Eurotiomycetes; Chaetothyriales; Trichomeriaceae
Exons: 2
Coding region: 1-588 (195 amino acids)
Source: RefSeq, a predicted model, not a curated record
AUGGAUCUCCUUGCGACUGUGAGGAAGGAGGGAUCGCGUGGUGGUCAGGGAGAUUUCAAGUGGUCAGAUAUACAAAAUUCUACUCGACGAGAACACUAUUUGGGCCACUCGUUAAUGGCUCCAGUGGGCCGUUGGUCAAAGGGUCGUGAUCUCAACUGGUAUGCAAAAGCAGACAAAGAUGGUGAAGAUGGAGAAGACCCUGCUCAGAAGGGCGAAAGAGAACGAAAAGAGGAGAUACAACGCAUCAAGCAGGCUGAAGAGGAUGCUAUAGCACGUGCUCUUGGAUUACCUGUACCAGACCGGAGCAACGCCAACCUGGAACCUGUCUCCGAAAAGCGGGAGGCCGACAAGGUUCAGAUGCAAGCUGCACCCAUUGACCAGACCUCUCGUGGCGAUGAUGCUGAGCUGACCGAGAACAUCAAAGAGACGACCGAGAAAGACGACAUCACAGGUCUGACCGGGACCAUUAUAGUCGACGACAUCGUGAUAGGUCCCGUGACCGAAAAAGAGGACGAUCUCGUGAUACACACCGAAAUCGAUCCCAGGAGCGUCGCCACGACCAUCGCCCUAGGUCAAGAAGUCCUGUGA